AUCAUUGAAAGGCGAGUUUGUUAUCUGACAAUGUGCGACCGUUCUUAUCCGAAGAAACUUGCCUUUCAAUACCUUGAAGACCUCAAAAAUGAGUUUGAGCGUGUGAAUGGGGCUCAAAUACAAACAGCUGCUAGACCUUAUGCUUUCAUUAAGUUUGAUACGUUCAUACAGAGGACAAAGAAAUUGUACCAGGACACUCGUACUCAGCGGAAUAUUGCAAAGCUGAAUGAUGAAGUUUUUGAAGUCCACCAGAUAAUGACUCGCAAUGUACAGGAAGUUCUUGGUGUUGCUGAAAAAUUGGACCGUAAGAAUCUGGCUUUAAUUCGGAAGUGGGCACCUGUUGCCAUUGUGUUAGGUGUUGUUUUCCUCCUCUUCUGGGUCAAAACAAAGCUAUGGUGA
Molecule: messenger RNA, 399 nt
Organism: Tripterygium wilfordii
Lineage: Eukaryota; Viridiplantae; Streptophyta; Magnoliopsida; Celastrales; Celastraceae
Product: 25.3 kDa vesicle transport protein-like
Exons: 3
Coding region: 31-399 (122 amino acids)
Biological process (GO): retrograde vesicle-mediated transport, Golgi to endoplasmic reticulum; endoplasmic reticulum to Golgi vesicle-mediated transport; vesicle fusion with Golgi apparatus
Cellular component (GO): endoplasmic reticulum membrane; ER to Golgi transport vesicle membrane; endoplasmic reticulum-Golgi intermediate compartment
Molecular function (GO): SNAP receptor activity
Source: RefSeq, a predicted model, not a curated record